Messenger RNA from Chrysemys picta bellii (western painted turtle), 7044 nucleotides. It is a transcript of the gene TMEM181, whose product is annotated as transmembrane protein 181. Lineage: Eukaryota; Metazoa; Chordata; Testudines; Emydidae. The record is from RefSeq and is a predicted model, not a curated record. Gene Ontology annotation, molecular function: toxic substance binding.
CCGGGGAAGAUCGCGCUGGUGGGAACCAUUCCCGGCUGCCGGGGGUAACGCAGCUCUGCCCCCACUGACUCACCUCAGCAGCGCCUGUGAGGAGGGGGUGAGGCGGAAGCGGGGCGGCCCAGCCUCGCAGCUCCUCCCCCGGCCAGGCCGGCAGCGCCACCCAUCGCCUCGGCCCCGGAGCCGGAGGGCGCUCGCUCGCUCGCUCAGGGGGACUGGCUCGCCGGUGUCGCGGGCUGGGCGUGGGGCUGCAGGCAGCGGCGGCGGGAUGGACGCGGAUUACCCCGCCUUCGAGACCCCGCUCUGCGGCGAGCUCAAGCGCUUCUGCCGCACGGUCAAGGAGACCUACAAGGAGAUCAGAGAGGACCUGACCCCGUACAAGGAUGAUCGCUACUACCGGUUAGCACCAAUGCGAUUGUAUACACUGUCCAAACGACACUUUGUUCUGGUCUUUGUUGUAUUCUUCAUUUGUUUUGGUUUGACAGUCUUCAUAGGAAUUGCAGGUCCUAGUGUAAUUGAAUCCACUGCAGUAACAGCUAAAUUGAAUAACUUAAAGAUGAGGCCAUUUAAAUUAAAUUCAAAACCAUUGUCUACUUAUAAUCAGCAGCUGUGGCUGACGUGUGUGAUUCAGCUGGAUCAGCCUGACGAAUCCAGCUUCAAAACAAAUGUUACUAUGACAGUUAAAAUACGUGGUGUAGAAGAAAAUGGAAGUUCAUCGUUCAUUAAUAAACAAGUUUACAAUCGGACGAGAAUGCUGAACUGUGCACAAAAAUGUGCCGAAAUCAUUGUGGUUCACCUUGGCUACUUGACUUAUACUCAGUACGAAGUCAUGGUUGGUUUUGAGGAUCUGAAUAAGCUGAUGUACCCCAUCAAGAAUGUGAAUUUCACAUGGAAAACCUACAACCCAUCUUUUUCACAAGUGGAAAUCUGGUUCCGAUUUGUCUUUGUAGUUCUUACUUUCAUGGUCACUUGUCUGUUUGCACAUUCCCUCCGGAAAUUUUCCAUGAGGGACUGGGGAAUUGAACAGAAAUGGAUGUCCAUCCUCCUUCCCCUGUUGCUGCUUUACAAUGAUCCAUUUUUCCCCCUCUCAUUUUUGGUGAACAGUUGGUUUCCUGGAAUGCUUGAUGACCUCUUUCAGUCAGUGUUUCUGUGUGCAUUGCUGCUGUUCUGGCUCUGUGUCUACCACGGGAUAAGAGUGCAGGGAGAAAGGAAAUGCUUAACAUUCUAUUUUCCCAAAUUCUUUAUCGUUGGGCUUCUGUGGUUGGCCUGUGUUACAUUAGGAAUAUGGCAAACUGUUAAUGAACUACAUGAUCCAACAUACCAGUUCAGGGUUGACACAGGUAAUUUUCAGGGAAUGAAAAUCUUCUUCCUUGUGGUGGCAACUGUAUAUAUCUUGUACCUUUUGUUCCUGAUAGUGAGGGCGUGUUCAGAGCUUCGCAACAUGCCUUAUGUUGAUCUCAGGUUAAAAUUCUUGACUGCAUUGACCUUUGUAGUUCUUGUCAUUAGCAUUGUUAUACUUUAUCUACGCUUUGGAGCACGAGUUCUACAGGACAACUUUGUAGCUGAGCUUUCAACUCAUUAUCAGAAUUCAGCAGAAUUCUUAUCAUUCUAUGGUUUACUCAACUUCUAUCUCUACACCUUAGCCUUUGUGUAUUCCCCAUCAAAGAAUGCACUGUAUGAGUCACAGUUGAAAGACAAUCCUGCCUUUUCUAUGCUGAAUGAUUCAGAUGAUGAUGUGAUUUAUGGGAGUGACUAUGAAGAAAUGCCACUUCAGAAUGGUCAAGCCAUUAGAGCCAAGUACAAGGAAGAAUCAGACAGUGAUUGAGUUCACGUGGAGGAGACUUGCUUAUGAGAAUGAAAGUGAUCUUGAGGUUUUUCCUAGAUGACCACUUCCUUGGCUUUCUUAUAAAUCUGCUUUCAACUGAACACUAUCUCCCAAGGAAGGACUUCCUAUUUAUUUCUGUUUACAGAGUUAAAACAAAACUGAAGGAAGAAAUGGAAAUGCUUGAAAAGUUUGUGGUGGAGGCUUCUAAGAAACCAAAUUCUCUCUUUACACUAGGUUUAGAAAAUGUCACAUACAGGAUUUCUGUGGAGAACAGACUGCUAAAACAAUGAGGCUUUCAGAGUCUGGUUCCAACUAAGUGUGUCACUGAGUAUAUGCUGAUUUAAAAUUGCUUCCUUGCUGUCUGUUUUUAGAGGAUUAUGUACAGCACAUCAUCUUCACUCCUGAUGCAGCUUGUGUUAGCUAUUGUGUACAGUGUCCACUGGUGAUAAAGUGCCUCUCUUUCUUCUUCCCUUCCUCACCCUGCCCAUCUGAGUUGGAGGUACGAAAUGGCAGGUAUUUCCACUGAUUUCUGAGAAACCACAAGCUUUAUUGCCUUUGCUUCAAGGGGGAAGCAUUCACAGUUCAGUGGUCAGCUCUGUAAUUGACUGGAGUUCAUAAAAUGGAAGUUUGCCAAAUAUCUACAGUUAUGACUGUGAGACAGGUAUAAAUGUUCAAGUUCUGUUGAGGCCAAAAUUUAUAAACAGAAUAAUAUAUUAUAAACAGCAGUGCAAAAUAAUUUGCAAGGGUUUCUCUUAGAAUGAUCAAAACAAAAUAAGACAAAAAUAAGUUAAAACGUCUAGUUUAAAUAUUUUAAACUGUUGCAAACCUUGGUGGGAAAUCCAUCUGUGUUGGGGGCAGAGGAGGGAGAAAAUUGUUACAUUUCCUACAAAGGGUACAAUAUACAACUUAACACAAACAUUCUUUUAAUUGCAAGAUCCUUUCCUAAAUUAGGAUUUUUCAUGCAGUCUUCUCAUAGCUGUUUUAAAAAAAAAGUAGUUUAUAAGAACAAUCACUUUUGAUGACAUGUUGAACAAAUAUACAAAAGUGUGUUCUUCAGCAUGUUCUGUAGAUAGCUCAACCUCUUCAUCUUUAGACACACCUAAAUAGCUAUACUUAAAAUGCCUGCUGCUUACAAGUAUCUUUUUGACUGUCCCUUUUCAGGCUAUGCUAGAACAGCGUGCUACAGAACUUCAGAGUAUUUAUUAGAAUAUUGCUCAUCAUGAUAUUUAAAUGUGUAUUUCAAUUUCCCUACCACAGUAUAGCUUUUUUUUAAAGGGAGGCUGUCAAUUUCUAUUAACUUUUUUUAAAGUUUAGUAUUUUCAGGUAUGCCACCUAUCCCUGGAGUCUUUCUGUGGUUUCACAAUCACCAUUUUCUUACUGUUUCUCUUCCCUGUUGCUGUAUGAAAUACCCAAACUAACAAAUGGGGAAACUGACAGCAUAUAGAGAACAAACAGUGAUUUUGAUCUAUAUGCAAAGACCUGUCUACAUUAGGGAAUUGAACUGGUUUAAUCAUAAAAGUUCACUGUGUCCACAAUGAACAUGCUGAAUUGCAUUGGGAACCAUUGCAGGUUUGUCUUGCAUUCACAUUAGAACUGUUCUAAACCACUUCAUCUGCAAUAACCUCUGGGUAUCUGUUUCAUGGUUCAGGAGCAAUGCAUUCUGGGAGACUUGACCAGGGUGCUAUGGGAGGACUAGUUGAACUACUACAGCUAGUCUCAAAGGCAUUUAAAAUGUUUCUGACAAAACAGCAUUUAGUUCUGCUGAAAGCAAGUGGAAUACAAAAUAUAUUUAGCAUGCUUGUGUAAACCAUUUUGUGGCUAUUAAAUGUAACAUACUAGGAAGUUGAAAAGAUAUCUAGCACAGUAAAUGUCUCUUGUGUAGACCAAAGCCAAGAGAAGGCCAAACUACUGUCAUGUGCACAAAGUAAAGAAAUAGAACAAAUAGAUUCUCUCCUCCUCCUCCUCCCCUCCCCCCCGCAAAUCCUCCCCCCAGCAUGGUAGGUGUUACUCGUAACAAUAUUUGGAAAAAUUCUGAGAGAGUUAAAUUGUCUUUGUAAACUGCAGUAGUUGUUGCACCUUUAACAACUCCUUUUAGCUGACUUAGCCUUUUUUUAAUACACGGUUGUGUUUUAGAUGCUUUUUUAAUCCAACGGAAAAACAGACUGGCUUCUCUUUUUCUAAAACAAGAAAGCAAGAAUAAUCCAGGUCUUGCUUGUACUUGAGUUUGACUUUGUAAAGUCAAGCUCAGGAUCCAAUCACUGACAUUCCCUAUACACCCAAAAUUUCCAUGGACUUUCCUGGGAGUCGGGGGUGGGAGGCGGCGACACAAGGAUCAGGCCUUUAUGUUUAUGCAGAUUUUUACUUGUGCAUUCAAAGCUUUUUGGCACUUUAAUACUAUUUUAUUCCUGUUAUAAGUCAUUUUUUGAUUUGCUAAAAUAUUUUUCCAUGUAGGAUAUUUGAGUUUUACUAAUGCUGCUUACUAUAAUCCAGGAUGCUUGUGAUAUAAUAUAUUAAGUCUGACUUUAUUAAAUGUUUUUUUUAUUCCAUUAACUAAAGAAAACAUUUUUUAAAAAUUCAACUUCAAGAAAUCAUGAUAUUUAGAAUUUGAGAAAUUUUCCUAGGCUGGUUUGUCCCUUUAUUAUUCUUUGUUUUGUUAUUACAUUGCUUGUUAGAGGAACAAAAAUAGGAAUAGGAUGGGGAAGUGUGCACUUUAAAAAACAAAGUUAUUUAUCUUGUUAAUGAAUUAUUUUGUAGAAAUCCUGCAUUGAACUGCCUUUCCCCAUGCAUAGAGCCCUGCACAGAUACAAAAUUUGUAUCCGCAUCCAAGCUGCAAAAAUGAUCUGUGGAUAUCCACACUGACAGAUAUAAAGCGGCUAUCUGCAGAUUUGCAGGGCUUUAGAAAGAAAAUUUGGAUCCGCAUCCAUCCACGAUCUGCAAAAAAUAAUCCGCAGAUGCAGAUAGCUGCAGAUAUAAAGCAAUAUCUGUGGCUUUGCUGGGCUGUACUCCUGCAUACUGUAUUUUAUACUCAAAAAAUGUUACAUUGUAACUUAGCAAGUUUGGCUAAAGCUGCACAGCAUUAAAUUCACUACCUACCUAGUAAAUAGGCAGAAGCAGUAAAGCUGUCUCCCUGGCAAGAGAUCACACAUUUCAUGCCUUGUGGCGAUGAAUAUUGAAAACUGCACAAAGAUACAAUUUGGAACCAAAGAUUACUCUGAAGAAUUCUCUUGUGGCAACAAGAUGGAUUGUAAAUAUUUUGUGGGGAGUUGUAUUCAUGUGUCUCUACACAGUGUGUUGUGCUAUUAUGACCCAAGAAUUAAAUGAAAGGUGCCUAUGUAAGAAAUUCACUUGGCUAGCUGUGUAUUUUCCAUAUGGCCAGCGGAAAAGUCAAUAAGGGAAGUAUAUUUUGUGAAGCUGAAUUUUUUUUUUUCUUCCCAGGAACCACAGUUAAGUCAAAGUGCACUUGUGUUGGGCUGUUAAAACAGUGGGGUGGAUUUCCCUCUUCCCCCCCCCCCCAUUUCAAGCGUUCAUGUAAUAAUUCCAAAUUAAACCUUUUCAAGAAUGAUUAUUAGAACAUAGGAAAAUUAGUAAUGUAUACAAAAUACAUCCACAAUGUACUGGGUUAUGGCAAAAAUGAGAUGCUUCCUCUUUUACAACACUGAGGAUUUUUUACUUGCAAAAAUCUUUCUUGUGCACUAUGUGGAAGCCAAAUGCCACUGGCCCUGGUGUUACCUGCUCAAUUUAGGGCACCGUGUCUAUACCCUAUGGAGGGCUCAAGGUGUGACCGACUCAGUUUAGGCACCCCCACCCUUUCCCUGGGGGUAAGGGCUCUAUGGGUCUGUGGAACUUUUUCCCAGUGAAAGAGCCUUACACAGUUGUGCUCUAAACAUCUAUUUAUUAGCAACACACACAGAAUACAUAUACCAAGCAAAUCUCUUAUGCUCACCACUCCUCCUAUACAGACAAAUUUCACCCAAUGACCAGUUAAGAUUCAUUCAUUUGUGGGGUCCCUGUGAUGCCUCUGCAUAUCAGGGUUGUACAGAAGGGUCAGAGUUCCAGCAGCUUGAUGUUGAACUGCAGUCUGGAAAUGGUUCCCAAAGAGCAUUGCUUUUCAUUUAUAUUAUAUAGGUAAAACUAGAUCCCUCCUUCAAAUGUACUAAACCUAUCACAUUAUCCCACACUCCUAAAUAACAAACAUUUUAACCAAUUACACACUGGCAUCUGUGUGUCCUCCUUGAUGCCCAAGUUCUUUACAUUUUAUCUUUCGUACCCAAAUUGUGAUCAUCUCUAUAUGUGCAGCUAGUCAGUGCUUAUCUUACCAUUUGUUGAGUCUCUUUCUGUAUCCUCCCUAAUUUCCCAGCAUCUUUACAACUUGGUUUUAACCAAGUGGUUAUAACUGUUAGGGACAUUCCUAAGGUGGAGGUGCUUUAGCAGCAGAACAUCCCUUUUUUUCAAGUUUAGUGGUGAACACCCUGAGUUUCACCCAAGGCAGGUCUAAUAUGUGGGGGUGUUGAUCAGGUCUCAGGCCUACACUGGUGAUUCAGGUAUUGUUAGGUCCUGAACACUCAUGCACAGUUUUGCUGUUGUAUUGGCUUUAAGACAUCAUCAGUGUUAAGGCUGCCUGGGAAACUAAUAUCCUGUUCUCUAUGGCCAAGGAGAGGAAGUAUAACCCAGAGGAAUACAUUAGGGAAGAGAAAUCUUUGUUAAACUGGAUUUUCAUUCUUAACCAAAGGUAGCAGAGAGCAUGAACUGCUUUGGGAAGAUUGUUUUGAAAUGAAAGGAUUCUUGACUUGAUAGCUUUCUUUGAUCCAAAAGGCAAUUAUUGUAAGCCUGCUUCUUCCCUUUUUGCCAUGUGUCCUGACUGGGCCAGUAACUGCUAUACACUACACAAAACCCUCAUGCUAUUGUAAAACAACAUUUUUUAAAGUUUGUAAAUAUAUGUAAAAUGAAGCAAAACUAUGGUAUACCAAAAUGGUAUAGAAUGUGUAAGAUAAAUAUUCUGUUAAUGAGAAGCUGUAAAUAUGGUGCUGCUUUGAGAAGGUAUGCAUUAGUAUUGUGUUUUAGGGGAACUGGUUAAUAAAUCAUUUAUUUACACUGGAAAUCUUUCUGGUAUAGAAUACAAAGCAAACCUGAUUGUUUACCUUCAGCAAAAAUUGGGUGCUGAUACAUGGAAGACUUCAUGUGCAUUAAAUAUGUUAAUAAAUAGUUUUCAUACUGUAUCUUUA